ACCUUUUCAAACAUGUGGUGUGCUUUUUAAAAACAAACAAAUUUUUAAAUUUUUAUUAUAUCUGUAUGGCAAAAAGACUCAGUGUUUUAUUUUAGCAUAAAAUUGUAAAGAAGAAUUGGGAAAAAAUGUAUUAUCACAUAAAAAUGUCAUGGUUUGCGUUAAUGUUCUCUAAUAUUUUAAUGGAUUCUAAUCGAAUGGUUCAAAAAAUUUAAAGAGGCAGAAGAAGUUGGUUCAAUCUUAUCCAGGAAAAAAUGGAGAUCGAUGAUAGCGAUUUUAGUAUGUCCUGGUUGUCACCAGGCAUGGGGUUGGGCAACAGCGAAAGUGAUAAGGCAGACAAUUUCCUUACCAAAUUGGAGAAUACAGAGUCAUCUUUCCAAUUCACAUGUAUUUCAAAUAGCGAAUUCAACGCUAUAUAUAAGAAAGUCAAGAGAGAAAGGCAGAGAAAAAGGGAAGCACAGAAAUGGGAGAGCUUCUUGCAGAAACAGCAAGAAAAGGAGAGAAAAGAGAGCAACAAAGAUUUCAAGAAGGAAGCCAAAAGGGAUGCAUCUACAAUAACUGUUGACGUCAGUGCGAGACAGGAUGACCCUGUGAUUUACAAAGAGCCAAAAAUACCUCAGCUAAUUCAAGCCCCUGUUACAACUCUAGUUAAUGAGACCACAAUAGGAGAAGGCAUUCCGCCCGAGGCCGAACCAAAAGAAGCCUUUAUAGAUGUGAACACAGGAUCAAAAGUAAAACAGGAGAUUAUCCAGUUUGUUCAUGCGUCUUCGGACGGACUUGAAGAUGACACUCUGUUCAACUUUGAAAAGGAAAUUAAAAAAACUAAUAAACUGGGAAGGAAAUUGGACAGAAAGCACGCAAUGAAAAAAAUUGAUGGACUACAGACAAAAAUAAUAACAUCCCUCAAUGGUAUAGAAGAACUGUUGUCCAAAGAUCCUUUUGAAGAUGUUUCAAAAUGUGGUAUCGAUAUAAUAAAGAAUCAAAAAAGGAACAUUGCAUUUGCUGCAAGGUUCAAAAGAAACUACCAUUACCAUCUUGUCUGCCAGAUAAAUGAGAUUCAGAAGCUGAUGAAAAAUAAAACUAUAAGCAAAACAAAGCCGAAUGUCAUUAUCGAGAAAUUGUUGUCUUCCCAUCAAGUUAUUUUCCAAGCUUUACAAGUAAUAGAGAAACAUUUUAUUGGGACAUUUCUCAUAGAUGAGGCAUUUUCCUGGCUGAGAGAAUUUAUGGACUCAAUCUGUGAACUGUCGUCUCUCCUUUCAACUCAUGAAAGAGUCUUAGAUAAAUACAAUGAUGUUAGGAUCGCUUGUGACGAACUGGCAGCCACAGUCGAUGAUUUCUGUAUUAGAAUGACAGAAGUAAAGAUGUAUGAAAAAUUCAUAAACCAACCUUCUAAAAAAGACAAAUCAGCUGCGAAACAACAGGACAACCUUUGGAUGUACAGAAAUAGGUUUUCUUGUAACAAGAAAAUUAGGUUGAACAAGAAUUCGAUUAAGGCCUGACGGAUAUCUGAGCUGAACACUUCAAUAGCCUUAAUUUAAAUUUAUUGUGCUAAAUUAAAAACUAUUCAAAUACUUGA
This is a messenger RNA of Cimex lectularius (bed bug), 1573 nucleotides long. RefSeq lists its product as uncharacterized. The record is from RefSeq and is a predicted model, not a curated record. The transcript has 9 exons. Bases 252 to 1496 code for a protein of 414 amino acids. Lineage: Eukaryota; Metazoa; Arthropoda; Insecta; Hemiptera; Cimicidae.